AUGUCAUCACGAUUAUCCUAUCCGUGAAGGAAAUCGUUGAUCUCCACCGUUCCGUGCAAAGACUAGCCCCCGCACACCAGCAGCCUCAGAAUAGCACGAUGUUGAGCUAAGAAUAUAAUGUUGUGCAGGCUAUUAAACAUCGAUGCUUUACUUAAUAUGAAAUAAUUUACGAGCAGUAAACGGGGACAAGUAAGUGCGCUGGAAUCUUUAGUCAUUGUAUUCUGCAUUUAUAUGUAACCGAAAAGGAGACGUUUGUAGUAUUCAGUGAAGUAUGGAGAUGAGUAUAAUCAGGACCGAGAUGAGAUUGACAUAUGAAUUGACUGUAGCAUCCGACUUGAACAGUACAUUCAACUUGAUACUUUUAUAGCUUUUCUAAUAAAUCAACAACAAGAGCAGCGAACAUAAGCUUUGUUAGUGUUGACAAUGAAAGUAAAAUGGCUCUUGCCAUGGCCAGUACAAGAAAAUUUCAAUAGUUGCUUUAUUCCCUUAAUGAACAGAAAACGACACAACAUUCAACCCUCCAGUUCUGCUCUCUAGUCUACAAUUCGACUCAAACAUGAAUUUGCAAUUUUUAAUCACCUGCUAACCAUUUGCCUUUAUUCUGCAAACCCAACAGUCAGGCCAGAUUAUCUUCGCUCACGUUUCAACUUUAAAUUACUCCUAUUGGGUGUUCUCAAUAUCCUCUGAAGCAUUUCCAAAGGUGCCUUCCUCCUUAAGCCAUCGUUUCAAAGAUCACACGACCUAAAAAAUACUACGAGCUCUAGAGGGGAGAAGUGUAAGGUCUAUAUAUAUAUAUAAGUUUAGGUAGGAUGCUACUAAAACGGGGAACAGGGAGCGAGGACCGAGCACAGUUAGAAGAAGAUGAAAAUAGGAACAAAACCUAACUUGAACCCUAACCCUAUCAGGAAUUUCAUCUCAAAUUCUCUGUUUCGUUCCCAUUUUUCAUUUUGCCUUUCGACGUGCUCGUUGCCCGCUCCCUGUUUUAGUAACAUCCAGUUUAGGUUGCAUUCUCGUCACGUCGAACGCAAAAAGUUUCAUUUCGCUUUUCGUAGCACAAGAAAGGAGGAAUUACGUAAUUAAGCGAUAUAGGAAGAACAAUGAAUCUGCCAGAUGAUCGCAAUGUUAUUAUAUAUAUAUAUAUAUAUAUAUAUAUAUAUAUAUAUAUAUAUAUAUAUAUAUACAAAUGAAACUCAGUAGCAGGGAGCAUCUUCCACAUUACUCCUUAAUUUUGACGCGAAAUAUCAGCGAAAAUUUGUAAUUUCACAUGUGAAAUUACAAAAUUGCCAUGGCAACUUUCCAUUCGUCUCAGUGUCAAGAUGGCGACGAAGUUUUAAAAUGUCAUGAAUGAAGAUGCGAGGGGAUAAAAAGACGCUUUAGAAAACCUGAACCCCGGCACGAAAGAGCACAUUAAGAAGGAUUCUAACAGGUAUUUUGUCGAACAAUUCUGAACUUAAGCGAAAUUUCAGCUCUAAACGUUCGAGAGAGUGGAGUUCUCGAAUGAUACGAUCCAGGAUAAACAUGUCAAAAAUCCAAGAUUGCUAACGUAAUUCGUCACCCAUGAUGUUAAUAGGUAACCAAAUGGUAUACUCGUGAAAUUAGGGAAUAAUUUCACUUGCGUUUUUAUAAGGAUUUGGACAAAACGCGUGUGAAAUUAUUCCCUAAUUUCACCCGUCACAAUUUGAUUACACAUACUAAUAUUAUUUGGUGCACCCCGAUUUAGCUCUUGAAUUUAUAACUCUUAGGAAUAGCUGGAUGGCGGAUACCCUGAAAUCUAUAUCUACCUCUUUGAUCAACAAUAUACCAGACAUUGUGUUUUGGCUGUCCUCUGGGCAGACACGGUUACGAUAUUUCAUGCUGAUUUUACACUAAAACGUGGACAAUUAUUUGUCCACCGUACCUUCUCUCAACACUUGCUUUCAACACAUCCUGAGCCACUUAAUUGGCACUCAGCAUAAGCACAAUGAACGUUCUUCUUCUUUUUUUUGCUACUCAAACGAUUGCGUAUUCUUCCAUGAUUUUUUUAACGGCGAGUUAUUGUGGAAAAUUCAUAGGUUACUUAGAUUAUAGUCAAAGAUCUAAUCUUGAAAGAAUGUAAUUGUGCCCACAUUGGGCAACUCGUGUCAUUCAAGAAGAAAACUAUCUUACGUUGUCACUGUCGAUGAUUUUGUUGUUCAGUAAUCAGUUGCUCUUGUCCUAGAUUUCAUUAUUAAGCAAGUUCACGAAUUUCAAGAACAGAAAGUAUGAUCGCUAUGACGUUUUUGGCGACAAAGAUGGAUUCGUCUUUUCCAUAACUGAAUACUAUCACUAAGCGAAUAACUAAGAAGGGUCCAUUUACCAGACCUAUUUCAGCAGAGUUGCGACUUAUUGCUGGGAUAGUUUUUUUUCCUGCCAUGCAGUUUAGUUUCUAUCAUUGGCUAAAGCGAUAGCAAAAAACUUAUGCAGGCAACAGUAAUCAUUACUAUGCCAAAUCCUUGGGAGAUUCCAUAUUGUGCUCUUUCUCGUCCAGAACUCGACAGAACGAUGUCUAUCAUUUCGACUGCAACUAAGAGAUCCACCGCCAACUGCACACACAACUUAUAAACAUCGUCCUUGUUCUCCCCGGUCUCGUUUGCGUCGCUUGCAGUAUUCAGCAGCAAUAGCAACAGAAGUGGUGUUACACUAAGGGUUGCCUUUAAGAGCGUUGGACCAAGUGUUUUAGUGUCGUUGUUUACGGGCAAGACCGGCGCUCUUAGAAGGUCACAGAGAUCGUUAGCAGGUCUUAAAAGAUCAUCACACAGCGUUAAAUUUGCUGUUUCGUAAGAAACUCGUAGAGGUGCAUCACAACGAGUGACAUUUACAGUCGUGUUGUAUGAUUGGAGGUAUCCUGCACCUCCAAAGACGAUGCCAAUACUUGGAAUCAAUCCCGGGAAAAUAUACAAACCCCAUACACCAAAUGACCAACUUAGGUUUGCCUCCAGUCUAGAUGGCUUGGGUAACACAAGACAGAGCCACAGGAUCAUCGAUGGACUGUACAAAGUAAGCGCUAUACCAUACCAAUAAUCAUUUUCUGUGUAUUUUGCUGGAUAAGAGGCAAGCAGAAGGCCUUGGGUGACUGUCAGAGCGAAAAAUGUUCCACGCCCGAUCAUCUUAAACACGAAAGACAGAUCUAGAUUCAUGUUUCCAGUCUUCUGAGAAGGCAAAACGGUGGCAAAUGUAUUAAUGUCGCCUCAGCAAGAUUUAAAAUGCCACAGCAUUCGCUCACAGUCCAUAUAACUUCGUUCUUCCUUUAAAACCACGCCUUGCACUAAGGUAUUCACCAAAGGUUACUCGGCAUUUUCCCAGCUUUCGAUUUACGUGUCAGUGCCUUUGGAGCAGUCAGUAACAGUUUCUAAACACUAAUGCUUAGCAACAACAACGGCAGUAGUUACGAAAACUCAACGAAAAAAAAAACAAGAAAAUGUCACUUAAACAAAAGGGACGGUUGAAAGAUGUUUGUACUGCUAAGGCGACAGCUUUUCUCAGAAACUGCGCAAGCCUUCUGUUGCUUUUCCGAGAAGAGCUGUUGGGAGUAUUUUCCGUGCAAUUCCAACUGGACGAUACUUUUAACAAUCGAUCAGAAUAGCGAAUUCUUUUAAAUAACAAGAUUUUGAUCGUAAUGUAAAAAAAGGAAUAUUUAAAAACUAAUUAAAGAAGAACAUGUACAUCUGGGGUGAACUAUCUGCAUUUUAAUAUCAAAGAACAGAAAAGUCGGAACAAAUUACAAAUCACCUAAAUAUCACAAUAUUUCCUGAGAUGAUGCUUUUGAGCUUCUAGCUUUCUGAAGUUGUCUAACUAUAUUUAAUGUAUGAUACGUACUUCUGGUGUCUUUUAUUAAUUAUAGCGAAUCAAGGCUAUGUACUGUACUAUUUGACGAAAGCAGGAUUUGGAUGUAGUUUCAAGCAUAAUUCAGUGUAAUAUGCAACACCCCCAAAUUUUAUGAUAUUUCAAAAUAAUAGAAAUGAGGAAAAAGUUACUGAAAUAAACGUCCACAAAUUUAUGUCCAAGUCGCACACAAGCCCCGUAAAUCCUUAUCGGUUUCUCCCAUGCUGUGGUCGCCGAGAGCUGUCGUUUCGCUCUUAUUACCUUUUGUCACUUUUAGUAAAGCUAUAAAGAAAACCUACAAUGAUGUCUGGCAGAGCGAGUCAGUACUGAGCAGGCUCACACUCGAAGAUCAAGCCUGAUCAGCCUGAUUUCGCUGACUUCGCCGGAUCGAGUAUAGCUCUAAAGCGGAAAAAUAAAUUGCAAUCCCAUUCUUCGCGAUAAAUAUUGACUCCUCUUUCUUGUACUUGAAGAAAAUAACUAGACGAAUUACCAUGAACACCAAAUUGACAAAUACCAUUUGCACUACGUUACGGAACUUGGCAAGGCAUUUCCACUGCUCGACCUUUCCGUCGAUUAAUUUGUUUUCUGCCAUUUGCAAGAGAGACAGCAGGAAACUGAAGCAUGCAACUGCCACCAUCAAUCUUCCAAACCAUUUUGGAAUUCCAUGGCUAUUUUCGUUUUCGUCGAGAACUAUAUCAAGCAUUUCAACCGUGUCAAACAGAUCUAUGGUUACCUGGAUUGUCAGUCUGAAAGCAAGCUGUCGGUAGUGGUCACUUUCACUUAACCCCGAAGCUGUGUUCGGCAGAAACAGAAAGAGAACCGGUGUAAGGCACAAAAUUACCUUUAAUGUGUUGGGGCCGAGGAAUUUCGUCUUAUCGAGUUCGUCGCCAGCUACAGCAAAUAUGGUGGCAAUCAUGGGAAUCAAGAAAACUACAAGGUAGAGUCCCCAGGUGUAAAACAUUCUUAGAAGGCUUGCUUCAGUGCAGAGGCAACGGAUCCAGUAGAGCAGUGCUGGAAAGCAGAGAAGACAUAAAGCAGCCAUGUUCCUAUCUUGGUAAGUUGCUGGGUAUGCGGCAAGGAAUCCAGUCUGGAUCAUCAGAAGAGAAAAGAACAUAAACCGCCCUAUUGCCACCAAUGGUUUAGCUUUGAUACUUUCCCACAAAGACUCUCUUAUUUCAGAAGCCAUUGCAGAAUAAAACGUAUGAAUCGACAGCACGGAGAGCAAUGAAUAGAAAUGAUCAUUCGAAGCAAAUUUUUCUUUCUUUUCAUUGGCCGAGAGCCCACCACGUGACCCGCAAAUAACUGCCGACAAAUAAUGGUCUGCUCAUGUGCAAUGCCGUCCUACUGUGUUUGGCUGCAAAUAAUAUUCUGCACAUGCGUAAAGGAAACCGUGCUUUUCUCCUUCUAGCGACCGAUCUUGGGUGGAAAUGGCAGAUCGCUUCGCUUCCCGAGGAUAUUCAUUAAAAAACAAACUCGGUGAUCGAAUAAUAAAACAAUUAUUGAACUCGGUUAUCGCCAAACAUCCUGAUUUGUCAGUGUCUCGCAGAUCAAUUAUUUUCCUCAACCUUCGGCUUCGGCAAAUAAUUGAUCUGCUCACCACAGACAAAUCACGAUAUUUUGCUCAACCUCGUCCAAUAAUUGUUAAUUGUUUGGUGCGCAUAAUUUCUAGAAAAAACAGCUGACAAGUCAUCUUUUAUGUGAUGUCACUUACAGUAAUAAGGGCGAUCGGAUUUCUAAAAAUACAGCUGCUCUACUGUCAAUCAUUGUCAAUCUAGCUCUCUCAGCUAAAAAUACCACUGUGAGUGAGAGUAAAAUUGUUAAAAAAAAAAAUCCAUAAAAAAAAUAGCCUGAGUAUCAGGCGUUUCUGGGCAAAAAGGGGAAAGAUGGAAGGAAAAAAGGGACCCAUCUAAAAUCUCCUCUCCCCUAGCCCCUUAGGAAAGCCUGAUACUCAGGCUAAUAAAAAAUAAAUUUUGGACUGGCUAUAUCAACUGACACAAACACAAUUAUGUAUAUGACGUAGCAUACCAAAAAUGGUAUUUUCAUUGUUGAAUUGCGGUUACUCUUUUUCCUUUCUCAGAAAGAAGCGUUACACUUCUUUCUCGGAAAGGUCGUUACCGACCCAAAUUACAUUGGCAAGAUAAUGGCUUCAUUUCUUGUUUGGCUGGGACGAUUCGCCUUUUUUGUUUUAAUGGGAAUACAAUCUUUUUCGCUUGCUUCAUAUCCAGCGACAUACGAAGAUAAAGAUGGCUUUUACGCGUUAGUACUUCUCUACCUUCUCCCUCUUGGACUGUGGCUUUUUAUCAUGUGCAAAGACGACAACCUUCAAUGGCUGUUUGUUGUUUGGUUGCUGUAUACGAUUGUCUUCGUGAUCUUUAUUGGAGUUAUUUUUGGAGGGGAUGAACCACUUGAGAACAAACUUAAAAGGGAGGAAUUUUUUGGUCCAAAUGUCUUGAAGAUGACCCUAUGCCUAUCUCCCGUUCUACUGUUGCUGCUUUUGAGCACAGGUACAGAUUCGAUGUCUUACAUAGAGCUGACUGGGAUGCUCUCCCUUCGAAUUGCCCUGGAUCUGUUCGAUGCAGUGGAAAUGUUGGAAGUAAUUCUUGAAGAAAACGAACUAAGCCAUGAAAUUCCAAGAUCGUUUGAAGAAGGCAUAAUUGUUGUUGUAUGUUUCAGCUUCUUGUUGUCGACGCUGCAGCUGAUGGAGAUAAAGCUGGAUGGCGGCGAUUGGAAACCUCGAAAGUGUACAUCGGUAUCGCGAAAAACUCUUCAAAUUCUCUUUGUAAAUGGUGUAUUUCUGGUAUUGCGUUUAAUACUUUUCAGAAAGUACGGCAAAGAUGCAUCAAUUUUCAUCGCUAAAAAUGGUAUCAUAAUUUUCCUCAGCCUUUUUGAGAUAUGUUCCACAUGCAAGUGCUGUGGAUGUGAAGACUAUUAGUGAACGAUGCGUAACCUCGGACAGUUUUUCUUAGUCAUUUAUCAGCAAAACCACUUAAUUUUCGAGACCUGAAUGCUUUCGAUUCAGUAAUUGUAUGUGAUUAUCAGUUAAUGGAGUAGUAAAUGAAAAACAAAUGUUGCAAAUUAUAAAAUAUUAUAGCAGUGGACAGUAAAGUGUUUAUCACCCGCCUCCGUCAAUAGAAGGACUAAUAGUAAAAAAAAAAUUAAAGGACUUCUCUUGUUCUAAAAAUGACAAAAAUACUCAGUUUCCUGAAAAUAGCAUGAUUUGUUUAUGAUCAGUUGCCUAAAAAAUUAAAUAAGUUACAGCACUUGUGAAAUCUCUCAACUGUAGGUUUCCGUUACCUUUCUCGGAAAGAGAGAAUUACGAGAUCAAGUAAUUCUUGGAAAUUCCAACCGUCAGACGAAUUCGUCGCUGUCACAUUUUGUAAAGGCCAGUUUGAUAUUUACAAUAUCGCGGAUGUGGGAGAAUAAAAUCGGGAAAUUCCCAUAGGGAUAUAUUCAAUUCUGAGGGCAAAGUCCCUUGCCCCGUUUACACAAGAGAUGAAGUUUUGCUUUCUUAUUGGCUAAUCACGAGGUUAUAUAGUAACACUUCAUCCAGUUAGCAGGCUUUUGACAGACACAACGGCCUCAUUUCUUGUAUGCGGUGGACGUGCAUUGUUUUUUGCUUUGUUGGUCACUCAGAACUUUAUGCUGGCGGCUUAUCCAGCUACCUAUAAAGACGACUCCACUUGGUAUACUGUUCAUGCCAUGGCUUCUUCACAGGUUCUAUCAGUCACCAUCUGGCUCCUCCUCGUGCUGUCUAGUGUGGCAAAACUUCAACGGUUGUUUUAUAUCUAUAUCUAUAUCUGGGGCCUUUACAUCCUCGGUCUAGCUAUCAGCAUUGCCAUCGUUUUUGGCUUCGUUGGAGACAUCCUCGACUAA
Messenger RNA from Porites evermanni, 7713 nucleotides. NCBI's taxonomy places the organism in Eukaryota, Metazoa, Cnidaria, Anthozoa, Scleractinia, Poritidae. The record is from the annotation of a GenBank genome assembly.